This is a messenger RNA of Lynx canadensis (Canada lynx), 4414 nucleotides long. RefSeq names its product putative homeodomain transcription factor 1 (gene PHTF1). The transcript is spliced from 21 exons. Gene Ontology annotation, cellular component: endoplasmic reticulum. The record is from RefSeq and is a predicted model, not a curated record. The coding region runs from base 111 to 2477 and encodes 788 amino acids. Lineage: Eukaryota; Metazoa; Chordata; Mammalia; Carnivora; Felidae.
UCUCCCCCGGCCUCAUGGCGGGCCCGGGGCCACUGAGGAGGAAGGUCCCGGCCGCCGGACUGCGGGGCAGCAGGCACCAGUGAAAUCCCAUUCUCUGGCUGGAGACACAGAUGGCCUCAAAUGAGAGAGAUGCUAUAUCGUGGUACCAAAAGAAGAUUGGAGCAUAUGAUCAGCAGAUAUGGGAAAAGUCAAUCGAACAGACUCAGAUUAAGGGCUUCAAAAACAAACCAAAAAAGAUGGGUCACAUAAAACCAGACUUGAUUGACGUGGACUUAAUCAGAGGCUCAACAUUUGCCAAAGCCAAACCUGAAAUUCCAUGGACAUCUCUGACUCGAAAGGGGCUUGUUCGAGUUGUCUUUUUCCCGUUGUUCAGCAAUUGGUGGAUUCAGGUUACCUCUUUAAGAAUCUUUGUUUGGCUGCUACUGCUUUACCUCAUGCAAGGCCUUUUCAAUCUUUUCUUCUGUGUGACCUUUGAAUAUUGGAUUACCUCAAGAUUGGAUCCUGGAUUCUCUUCUCUAGUUAUAGCACUCGUGUUAUAUUUUAUGAUGCCUAUUGUGAAUGUAAGCGAAGUACUUGGACCCUUGUGCCUUAUGUUACUCAUGGGAACUGUCCACUGUCAAAUUGUGUCCACUCAGAUAACAAGGCCAUCGGGAAACAAUGGAAAUCGGAGAAGAAGAAAAUUACGAAAAACUGUAAAUGGUGACGGGAGCCGAGAAAAUGGAAAUAACUCCUCUGAUAAAGUCAGAGGAGUAGAAACUUUGGAAUCUAUACCCUUUAUUGGUGGAUUUUGGGACAGUCUCUUUGGCAACAGGAUUAAAAGAGUGAAAUUAAUAUGUAACAAAGGAACUGAAACUGAUAAUGACCCAAGUUGUCUGCAUCCUAUCAUUAAGAAGAGACAAUGUCGACCAGAGAUUAGAAUGUGGCAAACAAAAGAGAAAGCAAAAUUUUCAGAUGGAGAAAAGUGCCAUAGGGAGGCUUUUAGGCAUCUGGGUAAUGGGAUUUCAGAUGAUCUGUCAAGCGAGGAGGACGGUGAAGCCCGGACACAGAUGAUGAUGUUGCGCAGGAGUGUGGAAGGGGCCUCAAGUGACAACGGCUGUGAAGUUAAGAAUAGAAAGUCAAUACUUUCUAGGCACCUAAACACUCAGGUAAAGAAAACCACCACCAAGUGGUGUCACAUUGCACGGGAUUCAGAUAGUCUGGCUGAAUCAGAGUUUGAAUCUGCAGCCUUCAGUCAGGGCUCUAGGUCUGGCAUGAGUGGUGGCUCUCGAAGCCUGACCAUGUCCAGAAGAGACUCAGAAAGCACCCGCCAUGACUCAGAGACCGAGGAUAUGCUAUGGGACGACCUGCUGCAUGGCCCAGAGUGCCGGUCAUCUGUCACCAGUGACAGUGAGGGGGCCCAUGUGAACACCCUCCAUUCAGGGACCAAACGUGAUCCCAAAGAAGAUGUUUUUCAGCAGAACCACUUAUUCUGGCUUCAGAACUCAAGUCCUGCCUCUGAUCGAGUUAGUGCAAUAAUCUGGGAAGGGAAUGAGUGCAAAAAGAUGGAUAUGUCUGUGUUGGAAAUAAGUGGCAUCAUCAUGAGCAGGGUUAAUGCAUAUCAGCAAGGAGUAGGUUAUCAGAUGCUGGGAAAUGUCGUCACCAUUGGAUUAGCAUUUUUCCCUUUUUUACAUCGACUUUUCCGUGAGAAGAGUUUUGACCAGCUAAAGUCUAUUUCAGCUGAGGAGAUCAUGACUCUCUUUUGUGGGGCACCACCUGUUACACCUAUUAUUAUUUUGUCUAUGAUUAAUUUUUUUGAAAGAUUGUGUCUUACUUGGAUUUUUUUUUUCAUGAUGUGUGUGGCGGAAAGAACAUAUAAACAGAGAUUUUUAUUUGCAAAACUCUUCAGCCAUAUUACUUCUGCCAGGAAGGCUAGGAAAUAUGAAAUACCUCAUUUCAGACUUAAAAAGGUGGAGAACAUUAAGAUAUGGUUAUCACUGCGCUCCUUUCUCAAGAGACGGGGUCCACAGCGCUCAGUUGAUGUCGUCGUAUCUUCAGUCUUCUUACUGACACUUUCCAUUGCUUUCAUUUGUUGUGCCCAGGUUCUGCAAGGGCAUAAAACUUUCCUGAAUGAUGCUUAUAAUUGGGAGUUUUUGAUCUGGGAAACAGCUUUACUACUUUUCUUACUGCGUCUGGCCUCAUUGGGGUCUGAAACCAAUAAGAAAUACAGCAAUGUUUCAAUAUUACUUACGGAACAGAUUAAUUUAUAUCUUAAGAUGGAAAAAAAGCCUAAUAAGAAAGAACAGCUCACUCUAGUAAAUAAUGUAUUAAAGCUGUCCACCAAGUUAUUGAAAGAGCUGGACACACCGUUUAGACUCUAUGGACUGACAAUGAAUCCCUUAAUCUACAAUAUCACACGAGUAGUUAUCCUUUCUGCUGUCUCAGGUGUUAUAAGUGAUCUUCUAGGAUUUAAUAUAAGACUGUGGAAAAUUAAGUCAUAAGCUGAGUCAUGUGCCUGGACUCUCCCCUUGUUGGCACCGGUACUUACCCAUUAAGGAAGGAGACGGCUGCAGAAACCCUGAGAUACCUACCUGCUUGUUCACACACAGAGUAGUGAUGUUUUGGAGUUUCAUUUUUAAACCGGGCCUGGGCCAUCACCAGUAGCUGUUAGAAGAGGCAACCGCCAUCUUUAAUGACGAGCUAACAAUCCCUUCUUCUGCAAGGACUCAAAUAUUUCUCUCUGUAAACAUGCAGCAUGCUAUUGAGAAUAUCAACUUCCAAGCCAAACCUAGUUUUUUCGUUACUGUGGAAUUAUCUGAGACGGAUACAAAACACGUGAUACAGUAGAUAACUUGGCACAGAUAUAAAGUGAGUUGUGACCACACUGUGUGCACAUCAGCAUGGACACUCACGGCGACGGGCCGGGGCACCCGAGCCGGGCAUGUCGGAUGAGCGCGCGGGAGGGCAGCCAGCCGGGGGACGGUUGGUUCUUAGCAGUCCUGAAGGCCCUUCAUGCAGCCUGGGUAACUUGAUGUUCAAAGUAAAAUGUGUGUGUUUCAGAAUUUCUGAAAAAAGAAAAAAUGACUUUUGUUUUUGAAAAAUGCUGCUUUUUAGAAAGGAAAAAUUACGACUUGUUUUUCUUUGUUUUAUACCAAAGGUCACAGCCGUUUCUCGGCCACACCAGUAGUGCCUGUGGCUUUAUUUGCACUUGGCACCUUCCAGGGCCCUGGAGUGAUUGGUGUUUUCCUAACGGGAGAAGCGCUCUCAGGUUGGAACCCUCCACCCUCUCUGUUUUUGUCGGCUGCCUCUUGUUCUUUUCCUCGGGGGUCUUCCAUUUUGUUUAAAACCAUCCUUUCUUCAGGGUCCUGCUUCAGCUUUUCUGAUUUUUUGACAUUUUCUCCUGUUUUCUCCUUGCUAGAACUUGUCUCUCCCACGGUGGCCUUCUUUCCUUCUUCUUGCUCAGACUCUGGCCUACUAGCAGUGUUACUAGUCUUUUUGGGCGGAAGAGACUUUUCAUCCGUUCUCUUGCUUCUUUUCUCUGGGGACCUUGUCCUGUUUUUCCCAGACUGGCUCUGCUUUGUGUCUUUCCUGGCAGCACCUGAUCCUUCCCUGCCGUCCGAGAUCUGCUCAGCACCGUCUCUAGCGCGGCCCCCUCCUCUCUGACUCUCAGACUCUAGUCCUCUGGCUUCAGUAUUUGGUCGGCCUUUGCUGCCUUCAGUCUUUUGCUGCUUCUUUGGGCUUGAAGAUCGUCCUCUGCUUUUUCCACAGUGAUCCUGCCCAGAACCUGCCCUGGUGCCGGUCUGACCACUUUUACUGUCCCCUUUCCUGGGGCUGAGGGACCGAUCUCUGGGUCUUCUCUUGGGGUCAGUGGUGGGAGGACUGGGAAUCUUGUCCGAACGUUCUUCUGCAUGUCGGCUGGCCGGCUUCCUGGGACUAGCAGAUCUACCUCUUUGUGUAACGCCAGUUUCUACUUUUAAGAGAUUUUUCUUGUCACCAUGCCCAUGACUGCCGGGUGGAUCCCUUUUAUUCACAUUUUUCUGGAGAAAAGAGUGCUGCUUUUUAUCAGGCUGAUUUUCAUUUAAAGUGCUUUUCUUUUCAGGCACACCGCCCUUUAAUUCCUCUGUCUUUUCACAUAUCUGAGCUCUCAUUAAAGAUUCUUCAGUUACUGGCAUGGGGGACCCCUCAAAUACGGAAGCAGAAUGUGACGCUGGGGGAAAUGGUGACUGCUCAUCAUAAAUCACAUUUGAAGACGAAGGAUUAUUAUUAAUAUCCCAAUCACCUACAAAAAGUGAUUUGAGGGGAACAUUAUUAAAUUUUAGAAUUACAACAAAUAGGGACAGCAAGUUUUGAACUUUGACAGCCAUUCGAAUUGUACUGACUGCUUAAAUAGCCUGAGUAUGAAUAUUUCAUAAAUAAAAUUUAUGUAUGUUACCAUCUC